Parnassius mnemosyne (clouded apollo) is the source of this 4278-nucleotide messenger RNA. The record is from the annotation of a GenBank genome assembly. Lineage: Eukaryota; Metazoa; Arthropoda; Insecta; Lepidoptera; Papilionidae.
AAGUAGCUUGCUACAUAUAUAUUUAUCUAUGAUAUAAGUUUGUGGUAGUUGUAGAAGACUGUAUAGUAACUGCCAAUCGUAUUGCAUUUUGAUAUUUUUGAAAACUCAGGUUUAUUGAUGAAAAAGUGAAUUCAAUUUUAUUAAAGCUAUAGAAAACAGGAAUGGCCUUCAGUGAAGUUUGUAGAAUUUGUUUAUGCGUUAAUGUUAGCAUGCUUGUACUAAAGAAGACUAGUCUCCGAAAUUUGUACAAAACAUUGACGAACAGUUUUAUGGAUGAGGAUGAGGAGCCCAUUAUUGUCUGUUUCACCUGUCAUGCAAGACUCAUUCGUUGCAGAACAUUACAACAACAGGCUAUUGAGUCAAAAGCAGUUCUGGAGCAGUUGCUUGCAGGAGGGUCCAUGUCAAUACCAAAAUGGCAUGAGGCUAGAGAUAAGAUUCAAUUCACACCAAUUAGUCAUAUAGAUAUCAGGCCAGUAGAGUGUGAUAUAGAACAUGAUUGUAAGAACGAAAUGUUUAGCCUUGAAUCUGUGAAAGUUGAGGAAGAGAAUUUCGAAAAUGAGUAUUACAAUUUUGAACAAAAUGAGAAUCAUGAAACAGAGAAUUCUGAAAAACAAGAAGAUUUGGAGAUCGAUGCUUUUGAAGAUAGACAUACGGAUUCGGAGUACGACUUGCCGCUAAUUGCAUUUGGUUCAAAGAUUAAAAAAGAUGACGAUGACAUAGAAACUUCUGAAAAGAAGAUUAAAUCAAAUUCUACUGAUUGUAACAUAAACGAUGUUCGUAAAGAAAACCUCGAUUUUGAAGGCCCUACUAUUAAAUCAAACCCUAAAGUGAAAAUAGAUAAUCAACCAAUUAAUAGAAAAGGAAAGCAUCCUGCAAAGAUUAUGAAAACGAAAAUUUUGAAACAAAAGAGUGUAAAUAUACUUAAGAAAAAGACAUCUGGGACAUCAACUAAAUACAUUUUUGAAUGUGAUGGUUGUAGUAAAAAAUUUUCAACAAAAGACAUUCUCGCCAAACACAUUUCAUACAGUCAUAAGACGCAAAAGAACUCAGACACCACUGCAUUUCGGACACAAGUAGAAUUAACUCCAGUACCACAACAAACAGAAAUAUUUAAUUGUGAUAUUUGCGAAUUUAAAACAUCUCAAAAACGUAACAUUUUGGCACAUCUUAAAGCGCACGUCGCUAAACAAAUGUACUGUUGUAAUAAUUGUGAAUAUAAAUGUAUUAGAAAAAGUGUGUUGCAAAUGCACAUGAAAAUACACACCGGUGAAAAACCUUUUUCGUGUAAUAUCUGUGAAUAUAGAUGUAUUACAAAAUGUCGUUUGCAAAAACAUAUGAAAAUACACACCGGUGAAAAAUCUUUUUCGUGUAAUGUCUGUGAAUAUAGAUGUAUUACAAAAUGUAAUUUGCAAAGACAUUUAAAAACACACACUGGAACAAAACCUUUUUCGUGUAAUAUCUGUGAAUAUAGAUGUAUUAGAAAAAGUCAUUUGCAAAGACAUAUGAAAAUACACACCGGUGAAAAACUUUUUUCGUGUAAUAUCUGUGAAUAUAGAUGUAUUACAAAAAGUCGUUUGCAAAAACAUAUGAAAAUACACACCGGUGAAAAACCUUUUUCGUGUAAUAUCUGUGAAUAUAGGUGUAUUAGAAAAUGUGAUUUGCAAACUCAUAUAAAAAUACAUACUGGAGAAAAAUCUUUUUCGUGUAAUAGCUGUGGAUAUAGAUGUAUUAGAAAAAGUGAUUUGCAAACCCAUAUAAAAAUACAUACUGGAGAAAAACCUUUUUCGUGUAAUAUCUGUGAAUAUAGAUGUAUUAGAAAAAGUACUUUGCUAACUCAUAUGAAAAUACACACUGGUGAAAAACCUUUUUCGUGUAAUAUCUGUGAAUAUAGAUGUAUUAGUAAAAGUGAUUUGCAAAAACAUAUGAAAAUACACACCGGAGAAAAACCUUUUUCUUGUAAAAUCUGUGAAUAUAGAUGUAUUAGAAAAAAAGAUUUGCAAAGACAUUUAACAACACACAUUGGAGCGAAACCUGUUUCGUGAGCUAUCUGGUAGAAUAUGUACAAUAUUGUGUAAACGUGUUUUAUAUAAAUAUGUGUGUACCAGAUAAAAAUCUAUUUUUUGUGAAUUUGUGAUGUAAUAAAACCUUUCUGUGUCUUAUGUGCAAAUUGAAACUGCAUUUAUUCUGAAGAAGUUAAUUCAAUACCUAAUUUAAAAUAUUGUACAACCGAAUUCAAUACAAACUAUUAAGAAUAAUUCAAAAACUAUUGGUCAAAUGACCAACAGACCUUGAUCAAAUUUAUAUGGGAUCACAUGUGAAGCACCUGCUUUCAAAUAAAAAAAAAAGAAUUAUCGAAAUCGGUUCAUACAGAAUAAGUUAAGACGUAAUAAACAUAAAAUAGAACAUACAGUCGAAUUGAGUACCUCCUCCUUUUUGUAGUCGGUAGAAAGCAAAAAAUAUUGGAACCUUAAAAUAAAUACCGAAUGUGUGAAUGGAGGUUAGUGGAAACAGACUAGACCUUCAUGUUUUUUUUUUUAUUUUGAUGAUAGUUUACGUUUUUCUUUUAUCGCCUCGACGUUUAUUGUUUCCGUUACAGCCCUUAAAACUACUCUGUUGAACAUAGGCUUCCCCCGUGGCUUGCGUCAUAUUUGCCUUAGUUGCCAUGCAGGUGGGUUGGCAACCGCGGUUUGUUUAUUAUUUUUACUUGUAAUCAGGGAGACGCGGCUGUCCAUCUUGUAGUUUGUUUCCCUCUGUCGCCUCUUACGACACCCGCGGGACGAUACGGGGUAGUGGAUUGUCUUACACUAUAUCACAUUAUGAUGCUGUGUGGUGGUGUCUGUCUGUACGUGGUAGAGCCACACUGCAGCUAUAUUGUGGUUGUAGCACGAAUGGAUCGGUGGGUAGGACCACGCUCUCACAGAAUACCAGCUUUCGUGAGAAAAUUAUGUUUCGUAUGGUGAGUGUAGAGAACCGGCUAUCGCAUUCACUAGUAACAAGGCAUUCCAUCUCAGUCCUCAUGGUGACAACGCAUCUGCAUUUUACUUCUCAAUUGAGGAUAAGGAUUCUUAAUAUUUGUCAAUGGGCCACAGCAUUCACUUACCAUCAGUUGGACUGUGUGCUCGUAUGUCAUCCUUAUUCUAUUUAAAAAAAUCAACGAUUAUUUGAGGAGUCGACGGGUCACGUGUACGAUGUUUUUCUCGAUCCGUUCACGCCACGUCCCCAUCCCGUCCGCGCAGUAUGUAUGCAUUUUCACGUACAUUUCCUAAGGAACGAUAUUUCCAAAACUUGACGUCCCGCUCCGUCCAGAAUAAAACACGUUACGUAUGCAGUGACCUGAUCAUGAGAUAUGGAUGUAUUUUUCCACACACUCAGCAAGUAUAUAAUCACGUCGUCCAAAACUCGCUAAGCAUCUUCGGUGAGAUCCUUAAUAAUUGCAGAUGUGGUCGGUCGAAUUCUCGUAGUCACUCCCCGAAGUAUAGUUCGUGUCCGUGUAAUCGUUUUAAUAAUUAAUUAUUUUUAAUCCUAUUCAAAAACGACUAUAUCAAAUAUAAAGGUAUGAUAGUUAAACAUACUGGUAAUAUUAAAUUAUUAUUUAUUCCAAUCAAAAACUGUUUAGAAAACUGGUUUUAAUUUAUAUGGAAUGGCAAAUAAUUCCAGGAAAUACUGCGGUUUGUAAAUAAGUCGAAGUUUGGCACAAGUAUUUAAAUUGCUUUCCUUUUCCUGUAUGUGGAGCUGGAAAAAAAGUUUAAUGAAUAAUGGCAUAAAACUAAAAAGGAGGAGCAUGACAUCAGAAACUGUUACUUUUUUUUAAAUCAAUCAUUCAUGUAGGCUUCUUUUAAAACAACCAUGACAACAAAAACCAUAUGCGAAGCAUUAUUGUGUCACAAUAAUGCCUCGGAUAUGGUUUUUGUUGCAGCUAUAUUAUGGUUGCUAGCACGAAUAAGUCAGCUUGAUGGGGAAAGACCAUACUCUUACAAAAUAUCAGCGUAAUUUUUUUCUCUUUAUUUGGUCUACAAAACGGAAAACAAUUUCAACAUAGUGACAGGUAUUAUAUAAAACAAAGAUUUCAAAAAUUGUAUUCUGAUAUACAGGGUUAUUGUGCAAUAACCGGUCAAAUUUGCAGAGAAGGUUCGGAAUAAGUAAUCAAGGCAAAUGGUGAAGAAAAAAAAAAUAUUCUGAUCCUUUUUAUAUUGUAAAUUCAAAAUGCAUGAUAUGCGAUAAUUUUAAUAAACAUUUUAAUUUAAAACAAUGUUUUUCUGUAUUAAAAUGAAAAAUCAC